Pristis pectinata (smalltooth sawfish) is the source of this 3639-nucleotide messenger RNA. Its product is annotated as differentially expressed in FDCP 6 homolog. Lineage: Eukaryota; Metazoa; Chordata; Chondrichthyes; Rhinopristiformes; Pristidae. Gene Ontology annotation, cellular component: cytoplasm; nucleus. The transcript has 12 exons. Bases 160 to 2028 code for a protein of 622 amino acids. The record is from RefSeq and is a predicted model, not a curated record.
CAGAGAACAGAAUAGAAGCUGGCGGAGCGGACGGGGCCGACGGCCGCUCCCUGUCCCCUGCAGAGGGGCUAGCACGUCCACGCUGGCCGAAUAGCCCAGGCGCCAGCUCCGGUCUGCCCCUCUCCCACGGGGUGGAGACUCGGCCGGGACCCACGAACCAUGGAUUUAAAGAGCGAGCUACUCAAGUCCAUCUGGUACGCCUUCACCGCCCUGGAUCGGGAGAAGAGCGGCAAGGUGUCCAAGUCCCAGCUCAAGGUGCUGUCACACAACCUGUACACAGCGCUGAACAUCCCUCAUGACCCCACGGCCCUGGAGGAUCACUUCCGCGAUGACAAUGAUGGGCCUGUCUCCAGCCACGGCUACAUGCCUUACCUCAACAAGUACAUCCUGGACAAAGCACAAGAUGGUAAUUUCGCCAAGGAAACCUUCAAUGAACUCUGCUGGACAUUGACUGCCCGAAAGAACUACAAACCCUCAAAGAACCAGGGCCUGAUCUCCGAGCGUGAGGCCUUCAUGCUCUGGUGUCUUUUCAACUUCCUGUCCGAGGACAAGUACCCCCUCGUCAUGGUGCAGGAGGAGGUUGUGUACUUACUAAGGAAGUUGUUCACGGCCAUGGGACAGGAGUGGCUUCAUGAAGAGGAGCUGAGCAACCACUUCAUGCAGAACCCCUCCCUUGAUGGAGCUGUCACUGUCUGGCAGUUCCUGGACCUGAUGGAGUCGGGGAGGUUCACCAAGCCAGCCAGCAAGGAGUCUCUCGCUCUGGGGAUCUGCUCAGUUUAUGAGGAGCUGGUGUUGGACGUGACACAGAAGGGUUACAUGUGGAAGAAAGGAUAUGUUCGGCGGAACUGGAAUGAGCGCUGGUUUGUCCUGAAGGCGUGCAAUAUUUUGUAUUACGUCAACGAAGACCUCAAAGAGAAAAAGGGAGAAAUUCAUCUCGAUAAGGACAGCACAGUUGAGGCGCUCCUGGACAAGGACGGGAGACGGUGUGUGUUCUGCAUUAAAACUGCGAAUCGAACGUAUGAGCUGAGUGCAUCCGACACCAAGCGUCGCCAGGAGUGGAUGGAGAGUAUCACCACCGCCAUUUGGCUGCAGUCAGCGAACAAGCCCCCCCUGCACAAGGAGCAGAGGGGGCGGCGGCGGGAGCAGCGGCAGCAGGUGGCACAGAGGAGGAGGGAGGAGGAGCAGUGGCUGGCUGAGCUGAAGCAGGAGAAGGAGAGGCAUCUUCGGGAGCUGGAGAGGCUCAAGCAGGCCCAGGAGGAAGCUCAGGCCAUUUGGCGCAACAAGGAGUUCCAGUGGACGGGGCAGCAGGAGGAGAUGCAGCAGACAAUGCAGCGGCAGCUACAGAAGGCUCAAAAGGACAACUUCCACCUGCAGCUGGAGGUGGAGCAGAAGGAGCUGGAGGUAGGAGCCCAGCGGCGCCGGAUUCAGGAGCUGGAGCGGACGCGGCAGGGGCUGCAGCAGGCGCUGGAGGCCGAGGUUCAGGCCCGAGCCAGAGAGCAGGAGGCGCGCUCGGCACAGGCAAGGCUGUUGCAGGAGGAGGAGGAGAAGCUGAAGGAGCUGAUCAGGCUGAAGGCGGAGCAGAAUCUCAGCCCGCAUCACCGGCGGGAGAGGAGGCAGCAGAUCUCCGACAGGGAGCAGACCCUGCAGCGAGCAGUGGAGGGGCUGAGAGAGAGCAGGAGGCAUCGCAAGCAGGAUCUGGCUGCAGCGAAGACAAAGCGGAGGCAGGCCAGUCGUUGUGUUAAGCAGUGGAACGUGCAACUCAACCGACUGAUGCAGCCGAUCGUCCCCGGAGCCACCCAGAAUAAACAAAGAAGUGAUGUCCUGAGCCACAGAGGAGGUGGAGCCUUCCCGUCCCUGGACCUCAGCACCAAGCAGCCCCAGCAGAAGAUGAAGGUGCAAGAUAAGAGCGACAGACCCAAGGGCUCGACCCAGGCCUCCGAGGAGACCUCGGAAUCUGACUCCGACGACUAUGAAAACAUAGAGGAAUAUUUGAAGAAUGUGUCGUUGACAGGAUCGAUGUCGCCCUAGGAGAGCGGCAGUCAGUUGUGACGGCGAAUUAGGCGGGAGGAAGGUGUGAACAAGUCGCACAGAGGUUUCUCAUUCCACACUGGACACCAGCAACAGACACUGCUGAUUUCAUCUUCCCCAGUGGAUGAGGGAACCCCCAACAUCCAAACACAGAGAGCUGGAAACUCCAUUGGUUGGAAGCCUCAUGGACACAGGGGAAAGUGGAGGCAGACCCAGCGGCACAAACAGCACUGAAAGAUUUAACCAAUGAUAAAACAUUACCAGUAACAAAUCUCCUCUGUGCCUCAUUUUUCUAUAGGCCACUGUUGUUUUAUUUGCAGUGAUUGAUGUGGAAAGUAAUUUUCUAAAAGUUAAAUGAUUUGUCUAUGACAGAGUCACUGAGGUUGGAGGUGAGGAUCCACGGGAGGAAGGAGACUGGUCUGUCUGCUGAGAGAGGGGAAGAGAGGCUCACUGGUGCAAAUAUUACUGAGACAGGAGGAGGGAUAGGGAGAUCGAUGGAGUUUAUGGAUGGAGCUAUAAUGGAGACAGGGAAAGGAAUCCAUGAAUGAAACAUUACUGAGGGGCUUACUGGAAGAGAGCGGUAGAGAAUUCCAUGGGUGAGGGUGUUACUCAUCAUGUACAGAAAUAAAAGAAUAGGCCAUCAGAGCCUGCCCCACCAUUCAUCAGCCUGAUCUACCUUAGAGCCAUUUCCUGCAUUAUCCCCUUGAUGCCCAGAAAUCUCUUGAUCUGCAUUAUGAGUGAACACAAUGACUGCCACACCCCUCUGGGGGAAUUCCAAACAUUCACCACCCUCAGAAUGAAGACAUUGUUCCUCAUCUCAGUCCUAAAUGGCCGAUGGCUCAUUCUGAAACGAUGCCCCCUGGUCCUAGAAUCCUCAGUCGGGGGAAAUAUGCUCCCUUCAGCUCGCCUGAAUAGCUGGGGCCCAAGCAUGGACCCCUGCGUUAUCCCACUAGUCACAGCCUGGCUACCCCAAAAGAUCUGUUUACUCGCACUCUGCUUUCUGUCCAGUAACCGAUUCUCAGUCCAUUUCAAGAAUUUAACCCAAUUGGGGUAACCCACUUGGUUAGCCAAUCUCCUGUGCAGGACCUUAUCAAAAACCUUCUGGAAUCAAAACGCAGCACAUGCACGGGUUUCACUUAUCACACUCUGAAAGAAAUCCAACACAUCAGUCAUGAUUCAAUAUUGACUCUGCUCAAUCCUAUUACUCUUUCCAAGCUAUUCUGGUCUUACACCCAUCACAUGAACGCCAGCAUUUUCCCAACCUUCAGCUCACAACUCAGUGUUUCCCAGUUUUCCCUCUCCAUCCAUUCUUAAAUGGUGGGGUCACAGUUGCUACCCUCCAAUCCACAGGAACAAUUCUGGAAUCUACAGAACCUUGGAAUAUGACAACCAGAGCACCCACCUCUUUCAAAACUCUGUAAUACGGAUUAUCCACUCCUAGGGAUUUAUUAACUUCCAAGCUCACUAACAUACAGUAUCUAGUACUAUUUUUUGACUAUUAGUUAUUGCCUUCAAUAACUCAUGCGCUUUAGGUCCCUGGUUCUCUGAUGUAUUCAACAGGUUUGGUGCAUCUUCUUCUGCCAUGAAGACAGACAGAGGGUAUUUGUUUAA